CAAAAGCAUGGCGACACGGCUAGCAACGCAACGCAAUUUUAUUACCGUAAUACCCGCAACUACCGGUAGCCCAACGGCAGCUUCCGUUACAAUCGAACAAUCCGACAAAGGUGUUGCAGUAGUACCAAAAAGCACCACCGAACCCGGUGAUAGCGACAACACCACCAACGGUAGUAGACAGUUGGAGGUGGCAACAGUGAGUGUUUCGGGCUCGGCCAUUGGCAUGGCGUCUCGACCCUCCAGUUCCUCCCAAUUACCCACAAUCGCCAUCUCUGGCGGUUUAAAGAAUGGAAGCGCAAAAGGAACACUCAUGUCCACCAACCUACUGACGAAUAAUUCCAACAUCAUGAAUCUUCUCGGCAGUGCGAAUGGACUUUCGCUGCAGCAAAUCAUUCAGCAGCAGAAAAAAAUUGUGAUAAAUACGAACGGAACCCUGAUCGAUAUAGUUCCCUUAAACGAUGAUAGCGAAAAUGCUGAGGCAAAGCCGGAGAAUGAGAAGCUGCUGGAUGGUUCGGGCACAAACGAAAGCGUUGAGAGUGGCAAUUCAUCGGAAGCUACUGUUGAGGAGACGACACAGGUGGCGGUCGUGCAGAGUCAAAGUCCUGGCAGCGGUACACCACAGUACAUAACUGUAACAGUUUCGUCGCCCGAGAGUGUUCCCAACCAUCACACGUACGUGCAGUAUGUCGACUCGGAAAUGUACAACACUUCUGGCCAGGGACAGUCACAAAUGACGUAUCCCGUGUAUUCCGUGGGAGAUUAUACCACAAAUGGACAGCAGCAACAGCAGCAGCAACAACAAUAUUAUGCUACGACAGCAGGCAACUACGGUACAGCGGGAACAGGCACCGGUACCACUCAUGCCGAUGCCAGCGGUGCAGGCAAUGGUACCGGCAAUGGUUCGGUCACGCCGGGGACUGGACCCAACAGUGUGAACGCGAACGGGACCGUAUCGUCCGGCAAUGGCGGUUCCGCUGGUGGCAACGCUAAUCAGCAGCAGUUCAUUGUCCCCGUGGACGAGGCGGUCCUGCUCGGUACCGGCAACGCAUCCGGGACGCAACAGCAGCAGUCCGAUGCGUCACCACAAAACAUGACGGACGUAGCGUCCUACUUGCACGCACACCAUGCAGCGUCGGCGGUAGGUCAGGAGCUUGAUUCCACGCCCAACCUGACCCACGCGGCUCGUGUUCUGCCCGCCACGGUUAACUGGCUGAUGGAAAACUACGAAACGGCGGAUGGCGUAAGCUUGCCGAGAUCGACCCUGUACAACCACUACAUGUGGCACUGCAACGAGAACAAGCUGGACGCGGUCAAUGCGGCCAGCUUCGGCAAACUGAUCCGUUCGGUGUUCAGCGGGCUGCGGACGCGUCGGCUGGGUACGCGGGGCAACAGCAAGUACCACUACUACGGCAUCCGCAUUAAGCCCACGUCUCCGCUGGUGCAUGCGAUCGAGUGCAAACCACAGCACGGGUCCGGCGUUGGUGGGCUGAUGGUUGGCCACCAUCAGCAGCUGACCGGCAGUAAUGGGCUUAGUGUUGGUGGUGGCGGAGGAAAUGGUGGUGGAGGUACGGGUGGGACAAACAACGGGAUGCAUGGUCAUGGUGGUGGUGGGAACCAUGCGAACGGUGGUAUACAUGCUAGCAACGUUGGAGGUUCCAUGGCCCAUGGUGGUGGCGGUGCUGGUGGAGGACAUUUGCAACAUGGUGCUGGUGGAACCGGCAAUAGUGGAGGAGGAGGAGGCACUGGGCAUGGUAUGUCGAUGCAUCAUGGGCGAAGCGGAAAGAAGAACAGUUUCAAGGCGGAAAUGCCCGAAUCCUGCGCCCAGUAUCUCGGUGAUCCAAACGGUGCCAUACCGCAGUUUCCGAUCAUUGACAUGAUCCAUCCACUGCCGGACGAUAUUACGAUGGAGGACGUGGACACGUUGCGCUCGAUCUAUCGCGAACACUGCGAGGCGUUUCUAGACGCGAUACUAAACCUGGACUUCAACAUGAUCGAAUCGCUGUGGCGCGAGUUUUGGCGCGCGGAGAACAACAACAACAACGGGGACGAAUGUGAGGAGGAGAAGUAUCUCAGCAAGCAGAAGCUCUACCUACUGACGCAGUGCGAACCGGUGCAGGAGUUUGUGAAGCACGUCGACAUGCAGUUCUACCAGAGUAUGGUGGAUGUGCUGAUACCGGACGUGCUGCGACCGAUCCCGACCGGUCUGACCCAGGCCAUUCGCAACUUUGCGAAAAACCUGGAGAACUGGCUAACGUCGGCGAUGGGCGGCUGCCCGGAACCGAUCGUCGCGAUCAAGCUAACCGCGGUGGCCGCAUUCGGACAAACGCUGCGCCGCUACACCUCUCUUAACCACCUGGCCCAGGCGGCGCGUGCCGUACUGCAGAACGGCACCCAGAUCGCGCAGAUGCUGAGCGAUCUGAACCGCGUCGAUUUUCGCAACGUGCAGGAGCAGGCCUCCUGGAUUUGUCAGUGCGAUACCGCGAUCGUUCAGCGACUGGAGAACGACUUCAAGGCGGCACUGCAGCAACAGAACACGCUCGAGCAGUGGGCCGGCUGGCUGCAGAACGUGGUCGACGAUGCGCUGCAGGAUUACCGGGGCAAACCGAGCUUCGUCAAUGCCGCGCGCCAGUUCCUGCUCAAAUGGAGCUUCUACAGCUCGAUGGUGAUCCGCGAUCUGACGCUACGGUCGGCGGGCAGCUUUGGCAGCUUUCAUCUGAUACGCCUGCUGUACGAUGAGUACAUGUUCUUCAUCAUCGAGCAUAAGGUGGCGAAAGCGACCAACACUACACCGAUUGCUGUUAUGGGUGAGAAAAUAAACUCCCGUCCCGUGCAAGACGAUCUGGAUCGAAUGCUCUACAACAGCGAGUACGGUAUGGUGAACGUCAAGCUCGAGCCGAACGCAAAACGGAUGCGCAGUUAGUCAAUUAAAGAUGCAACCUUAGCUGCUGUGCUGUAACGCCCCCGAAUUGGCACCGAUUAAAGCAUUCCUUUUUAACGCUAUAAACCACGAAGAAGGUGACAAAAACGCUGUCUGCACUCCUGCUGUGCUUUGCAUUUAGUGCACACAACACCCGUUUGUAACCUAGCCUAGCUUACCCGUACCGCUACUUAAAACACACCGGACGUACAACAAUCUGCCUGUGCGCCCUCUGCCAAUACGGUUUCACGUGCCGGGAAAGCACGAAAGACGCGUCCCGACAAGACCAUGUCGUGGAUGUCCCCGUUAUGUUUUACAUUUUCAGGUCAUUCCGUGUUUGAUUUCGGUUGCGAUUUAAGGGGAAAUAGGUGCAGUGCCAUUGUUGCAGCGCACAUGUACAUGUGUAUGCGUGUGGUUACAUUCUUAAGCAUCCGUUAAGGUUAGGAUACGAUAAAGCACUAGUAUGUUUUAGUUAUUUCGAUGGAGAUACAAUUAUUUAUUCUUUGUUUAAGUUUAUUCAAUAAGUUUCAGAUACCGAAAAGUAACGUUCUGUUCCAUCCUGUUUGGUUAAGUUUAUUACACAUUUACCAAGCACAAAUAAGGGCGGGAGCAAAAGAUAGAAAGAAGAAAGUUGCUAGUGGUAGUGGUACGUGGCGAAGGUGGAUAUUUAUUACUAAAAAGUAACGGUUAGCAAAAAGUAAUCGAGAAACUUUGCCGGCUUUUGUGAGGUAGAAUUGAUCGGAAGCCAGUCAUUGUUAAUCCAGACCUAGCAUGUACGUUAUUUUCUGCCAUACACCACCGCGUAACGAAGAUUCUUGCGUGUUAGUAUAAAGAAAACCCGAUGUCCCGCUGUAGUUGCGAAAGAGAAACCGACACAAACAGAUGGAGCAGAAAAGGAUAUUGUUGAACGAUUUUUAAAUGUUUCGACAACAUUGAACCAGCACGCCCGUGUGGUUAGUUGUGAGUGCGGUUUGAAAGAGAAUAUAUAUUUAUUGAAUUGUGGACUUUCUGCCUCUCGGUUACAAUUUAUUUGUGGGUGCAGCUUGUUGGAAGGUGCACAAAAAAUGAGGAAAAGCGACAAGACCGGCGAGCAUAAUUGGUAAUGGAAACGAUAAACGUGUACCACACACGUGGGAGGUGCGUGAGAUUCAACUUGUACCGAUUAUUAAAAAUGUAUGUGCCUGUAUCGUGAUCAACAGAAACAAAAAAAAACACACACACACAGAACAGAAACAAUUGUAGCAUAUAGCGCGAAACUGCAACAUUUAUACAUAUAUGAAAGCACGUAGUAUAUCGGCGAGCGCGUGCGUGGCCGUGAAUGUGUAACGUGUAAGCAGAAUUUAAUUAACGUGUUGAACCUGCUGCCGUCGUACGGCAAAUGAAGAAAUUUUAAACGUACGGUAACCAUUACAAUUUGCAUGUACGGGCACAGAAAGCCGCCAACGAAUAAUGGCCAUUUGAAGUAAAACAAAAAUAUAGAAAGGAAACGCCCAGUACUGUCGCGUGGUUUGUAAUGUAUUGUUUAGAGAAGAACACGCUUUAACCCUGUGAGCCGAGAAGUUUGUUUGGUAGUUUGUUUUUUUUUUUUUUAAAUUUGCGAUUCUGGUGCACCACGCACGUGUAUCAACCGGCGGCACACGAUGCACACCAAUCCAGAAUCAACGCUAUCUAGUCGCGAAUGUCACCAAAUACUGAAGGGAGAGUAAUGAUGGGAAGAAAGCACCGCCAAUGCCGGUGUAACAGACAAAGACGAGUCAUAGAUGUGUAAGCAUAAAUUACCAAAAAAGGGAAAGGUGGAAAAAAGGAACAACAAAAUGCUCGAACAGUUUGUGUGCAUAUUGCUGGUGGAAAUAUAGCAAAGAAACAUUGUGCAAUUAUUUUUCGAUCCCUGCAAUUCAAUACAAGGGACGUACAACAACAACACACACUCACGCAGUACGGCGAUCAGAUCUAAUGAAGUACAACAUAAAGCGGGCGAGAUGAUUGUGAACAAAUCGUAUAAAACUAAGCAAAUUGCACAUCAAAAACAAAAGCAUAGAAGUUUACGAAACAGACUGCACACACACACACACUAACCUAAACCUUUCGUUGC
Messenger RNA from Anopheles moucheti, 5009 nucleotides. It is a transcript of the gene Rfx, whose product is annotated as DNA-binding protein RFX2. The transcript is spliced from 8 exons. Lineage: Eukaryota; Metazoa; Arthropoda; Insecta; Diptera; Culicidae. Bases 8 to 2920 code for a protein of 970 amino acids. Gene Ontology annotation, molecular function: DNA-binding transcription factor activity, RNA polymerase II-specific; RNA polymerase II cis-regulatory region sequence-specific DNA binding. Gene Ontology annotation, biological process: regulation of transcription by RNA polymerase II. The record is from RefSeq and is a predicted model, not a curated record.